AUGGGCUCAGCUCUCAACAAUAUCGCGUGUUCUCUGCAGAGAAGUGGAACGUGGAUCAAUUCUUUAAUUGCCGCUUUGACUCUCGGCGGGCAGCAACUGUUCACCUCUUCCACAUUCAGAUGUCCGUGUCAGGUUGGGAAAAAUUUCUACUAUGGUUCUGCUUUCCUAGUCAUUCCUGCCUUGAUCCUUCUGGUUGCUGGCUAUGCUCUGAGGAACCAGAUGUGGACAAUUUCGAGUGACUACUGCUGCCGCUGUGCCCCUCCACACCGGAGAGUCGGCCUCCUGGAGCGCAAGCUGGCUUGCCUCAGGUUCUUCAGCAUCACCGGCAGGGCACUCGUUGCUCCAUUGACGUGGCUGGUGGCCACCCUGAUGACAGGCACCUACUACGAAUGUGCAGCAAGUGAAUUUGUAACUGUGGACCAUUACCCAGCGUUUGACAACAUCAGUGCCGACAAACGGGAGGAGAUUUUAGCUGGGUUUCCAUGCAGCACAUCAGCUCCUCCUGACAUGAUCCUGGUAAGAGAUGAAGUAGCUCUUCUGCACAGAUUCCAGUCACAAAUGCUGGGCUGGAUUUUGAUCACCUUGGCAACCAUCAUUACCCUCGUUUCCUGCUGUUUGAUGAGGUGCUGCUCUCCCCUCACCUCCCUGCAGCACUGCUACUGGAACAACCACCUCCGCAACGAGAAGGAGCUCUUUGAGCAAGCUGCAGAGCAGCACUCACGCCUCCUCAUCAUGCAGCGCCUAAGGAAACUAUUUGGCUUCGUUCCUGGAAAUGAAGAUGUCAAACACAUCCGCAUUCCCUCGUGUCAGGACUGGAAAGACAUUUCAGUACCCAGUCUUCUCUGUAUGGGUGAUGACUUGCAAGGUCACUAUAGCUUCCUUGGAGGCCAGGUGGAUGAGGCUGAGGAAAGCAUACCAGGAGGCAUUGAAUUAAAACCUUGAGUAUAGCACCUCUCCCAAUUCAGGUUGCUUAGCACAUACUUUAUUCUUAAGAUGAUGGAGU
This is a messenger RNA of Myotis daubentonii (Daubenton's bat), 1003 nucleotides long. It is a transcript of the gene CALHM4, whose product is annotated as calcium homeostasis modulator family member 4. Gene Ontology annotation, cellular component: plasma membrane. Gene Ontology annotation, molecular function: monoatomic cation channel activity. NCBI's taxonomy places the organism in Eukaryota, Metazoa, Chordata, Mammalia, Chiroptera, Vespertilionidae. The record is from RefSeq and is a predicted model, not a curated record.